Anthostomella pinea is the source of this 1464-nucleotide messenger RNA. The record is from the annotation of a GenBank genome assembly. NCBI's taxonomy places the organism in Eukaryota, Fungi, Ascomycota, Sordariomycetes, Xylariales, Xylariaceae.
AUGGACGACUCAAGCGGUGCUCCCGACGGAGAAUCAUCGUCAGACCCGAGCACUCGCGUCAGGCUCCCUGAGGUGGUCACAAUCGCCAGCAAUGGAGAUAUUAUUCUGGACGUGACCUUUGAAAACUCGAAGGAUACGGUCGUAGCUGCGCGGAGAGCGCUGCCGAAGCUGGCUAGCCAGGAACCGCAGCCAGUGCCGAAAGCGAGGGUCCGCCUUGCGUUCCGUGUCGAUCUCGGUGUGCUGAAGGGCCAGUCCAAGUACUUUGAGAAGCUACUGGGCGAUGCGCGCUUCAGGGAGACGAAGGACAUCCUGAGCGCUUUUGCUGCGCUGUCUGUGCGGAAUAUCAAGCCGAGCACGGCCGAUGCUCAGGAGCUGCCGUGGGUCAAGAUCCACGAUGAUGACGAGGCUACUCACUAUGCGAAUCGGGAUGGCGCCUUUGCUGACCUCCUGCGCAUCCUGCAUGGUCAGGAGGUGGCUACGAAGGUCGUUAGUAUGCCCUUCGUAAGCACGCUGGCCGUCCUUGCAGACCGAUUCGACUGCACGGGUGCCAUCUCCAAGUACAUCUCAACAGGGCUGAAAUUCAAGUGGCCCGUGACCAGCCGCAAACCCGUCAGGGACGAGGUGUCGAGCAUGAGUCGCAACAACGAGAACAUCCUGCGCCAGAAGAUCCUCGUAUCCUGGCUGCUGAACCAGCCGGGCAAAUUCCAAGCUGCCACCCGCGAGCUCAUCAUGAACGGUUCUUGUCGCUGGAGGUCUUUCAACGAGGAAGAGGAUGAGUCUUCAGACGCUACGUGGUGGUAUCUACAAGACGGCCUCGAGCAAGAACUGCAGUACCGCCGCCACGGCGUCCUGAACACGAUCGCGUCGGUCCAGCGGCACUUCAUGAGCCUCUACGCAUCGCGGACGCAGCAAUGCAAGCUCGGCUACGACUCGAGCGCGGCGUGCGAUUCAUAUCAACUAGGUGAGAUGUUCAAAUUCCUCACGAAGAAGAACCUCAUGUUCCUGGUCGACUUCUCGCCGGGAUCGUACGACACGAUCACGGACACCGCGCUGCUGCAGGUCGACGCCGUCCUCUCGACGCUGCGGCAGUGCCCGAGCUACCAGAUCGACAAGAACCACACGAACUGCGGGCUGCGCACCAAGAUGCUGCCCGUUCUGGACUUCAUCCAGGGCCUGCUGUCGGCGAACUCGGUGCCGAUCUCGCGCGGGGCGUGGAAGGGCAACCGCCGGGCUACGGCUUGGAUGCCUUCCGAUGGGGAGGAUGCUAAGACGCAAGACGAGGGCGAGCCGUUCCGCUACACGCGGUCGCUUGCCGGUGACCAGCGGCUGAGGUUUGAGAAUGCCAUGGGCGCGGACAAGUUUGCGAAGGACGUGUUCACGGCGCCGAGUUGGGAUUGGACGGCGGACGAUCAGGGGCAGGAGGGCUUGCGCUUCUCGUCUACGCCGAAGUGGUCCUGGAGAUGA